Molecule: messenger RNA, 1677 nt
Organism: Diprion similis
Lineage: Eukaryota; Metazoa; Arthropoda; Insecta; Hymenoptera; Diprionidae
Gene: Taf13
Product: transcription initiation factor TFIID subunit 13
Exons: 3
Coding region: 58-441 (127 amino acids)
Biological process (GO): transcription by RNA polymerase II
Cellular component (GO): transcription factor TFIID complex
Molecular function (GO): protein heterodimerization activity
Source: RefSeq, a predicted model, not a curated record
UCAACAAACGCGAUUUAAUUACCAGAUUCUUGUGAGUCAAGCGAAAUAUAUAAAAUAAUGGCUGCGGAGGAAAAUUACGAGCAGUUCGAAGAUGAGGAGACGGAGAUUCCGAUCGGCGGAACGCUUCCGGGUGGGAGAAAAAGGUUAUUUUCGAAGGAGCUGCGCUGCAUGAUGUACGGGUUUGGCGACGACCAAAAUCCAUACACUGAAAGCGUUGAUUUUUUGGAAGAUCUGGUGAUCGAAUUCAUCACCGAAAUGACCCACAGAGCAAUGGAGAUUGGACGCACCGGCAGAGUGCAAGUUGAAGACAUUGUCUUCCUUGUGAGGAAAGACUCUAGAAAAUACGCCAGAGUUAAGGAUCUCUUGACAAUGAAUGAGGAGCUUAAAAAAGCAAGGAAAGCCUUUGACGAAGUGAAAUACGCAGGUACUGUCAAUCAGUAGGAAACCGAUUGAUUGAUAUUAUCAAGUAGAAACAAAAAUAUCAUUGGUAGAGGUGUGUGAAUUCAUGAUUUUUUGAUUUUUCUUAUCGCACAGUCUGAUCCAAGUCUUGUUGCGAUGUAUGAAUAAUUGGCUAAUCAAACACAUUCCAAAGUAUCUUUUGAAACAAGUUUCCAUCCUAGCAUAAACUCUGAUCAGGCUUGAAUCAGACUUGUUAGUUUCGUUUAUUGCGUAUACAAUAGAGCUAUAAUUUUUUGUUUGUGAACUGAUUGAGCGAUGGUUUCUAACAGGAAUGGGUGGCAUACUGUAAACAUUACAUCCUCAACAUUAUUACCGUUUUCUUGUUUUGUUUUUUUUUUUUUUUUUACUAUGCAACUGGCUGGUUUUUGUCUUGUUUAAAUGAUUGCGCUGUUGGAACAAAAUACGGAGCUCGGUGCGUUUCAAGAAUUGAUCAGAUUGAUCUGUUUUUUUUCUUUAAUACUAGGUAGCAUGUAAUUAGUGUUUUGCAUCUCAUUUUUAUUUUUAAUAAUUGGUUGUUAAAUAUAUUGUAAAUAAGUAUUGCAUCAUAAUUGAUUACUUAUUGACUUGCAUCUUAGAAUGUUAUACAAAAAUAAACAAGGUUGCUUGUUGAAUUCAUUCAAAUGAAUACCUUUCCUACUUUUAUAUUUAAAUACCAUGGUACUUUAAUAAAUAUAUUUAACAUUCGUUUUGUGUGAAGAUUAGAAAUCCGUUUUGAGGUUGCAUAAUUACUACGUCAUCUUACUAGGUGACAAUAAAUAAACAUAAUAUUUGAAUAAAUAUUUCGAAUGGAAUCAGAAAUUCUUGGUCUUAGUAACAACCUUUAUUUUACUGGCAGAAUAACAUCGUGCAGUGAACAGAAAUACCUUGGUAAAAGAGGGAGAUGGAAAUGUAUAAAAAUACUCAUAUGGAUGCAAAUCAACUGUGCGAAUGGUCUGCCAAUUACGAUUCACUGCAAUUUUCAAUCAGGCUUUGACGCAGCCUAUUUAAUAUCACUACGACAUGAUCAUCGAAUUCCAGACUCUAACCAGGUCGUCGAUUUUAACAGAGUGAUAUGUUUGAUGCAGUUCAGACUGAAUUUCUUGACUUUGCUGAAGAAUAAUUCAUCUCUGUAUGUAUGUAUAUAUAUUUAUGUGUCUAUUUGUGAUAACUGGAUUGAAUUUAUUUGUACACUUAUGUAAAUUGCUCAGGAUUUUACCUAUAAUCAUUGUACGGGUGUUG